AUCACUCUGAAGGGAAACCCUGGACCGAUUACCAGUCAAUCACUCGCCCGUCCCUCUCCCCCAGCCUCAGGCAAACACUAAUUUACUUUCUGUGUCUGUGGUUUGCUUUUUCUGGGCGUUUUACAUGAGUGGAAUCGUACAGUAUAUAGCCGUGAGUGGUUUCCUUCUGAAAUGCUUAUCUCGAACUGUUUCAGUAAGACAUUCGUAAUUUCAGAGUUUUUUCCCUUUCAGGCAAAAUAUAUCUCGCAGUGCAUUGAUGAAAUCAAGCAGGAACUGAAGCAAGACAACAUCGCGGUCAAAGCCAACGCCGUCUGUAAGCUGACGUAUUUACAGAUGCUGGGAUAUGACAUCAGCUGGGCCGCCUUCAACAUCAUCGAAGUGAUGAGCGCCUCCAAGUUCACGUUCAAGCGGAUCGGGUAUCUGGCCGCCUCACAGUGCUUCCAUGAGGGCACGGACGUCAUCAUGCUGACCACCAACCAGAUCCGCAAGGACCUGAGCAGCCCCAGCCAGUACGACACUGGGGUUGCGCUGACUGGUCUGUCCUGUUUUGUCACCCCAGACCUUGCCAGAGACUUGGCAAACGACAUCAUGACGCUGAUGUCGCACACAAAGCCCUACAUCCGGAAGAAGGCUGUGCUAAUCAUGUACAAGGUGUUCCUCAAGUACCCUGAGUCGCUGCGCCCCGCCUUCCCACGCCUGAAGGAGAAGCUGGAGGACCCUGACCCCGGUGUCCAGUCGGCGGCCGUCAAUGUCAUCUGCGAGCUGGCCAGGCGCAAUCCCAAAAACUACCUGUCCCUCGCCCCGCUGUUCUUCAAGCUCAUGACGUCUUCAACCAACAACUGGGUCCUCAUCAAAAUCAUCAAAUUGUUCGGUGCUCUGACUCCACUGGAGCCAAGACUGGGCAAGAAGCUGAUCGAGCCCCUCACCAACCUGAUCCACAGCACAUCGGCCAUGUCCCUCCUCUAUGAGUGCGUGAACACGGUGAUCGCAGUCCUCAUCUCCCUGUCCUCUGGCAUGCCCAACCACAGCGCCAGCAUCCAGCUUUGCGUCCAGAAGUUGAGAAUAUUAAUAGAAGAUUCCGAUCAGAACUUGAAGUACCUGGGCCUGCUGGCCAUGUCCAAGAUCCUGAAGACCCACCCCAAGUCUGUCCAGUCCCACAAGGACCUCAUCCUGCAGUGCUUGGAUGACAAGGACGAGUCUAUCCGACUGCGGGCCCUCGACCUGCUCUACGGCAUGGUGUCCAAGAAGAACCUGAUGGAGAUCGUGAAGAAGCUGAUGACCCACGUGGACAAGGCGGAGGGCACCACCUACCGGGACGAGCUCCUCACGAAAAUCAUCGACAUCUGCAGCCAGUCCAACUAUCAGUACAUCACCAACUUCGAAUGGUACAUCAGCAUCCUGGUAGAGCUGACCCGGCUGGAGGGCACACGACAUGGCCACCUUAUCGCGGCCCAGAUGCUGGACGUGGCCAUCCGCGUGAAGGCCAUUCGUAAGUUCGCUGUGUCACAGAUGUCAGCCCUCCUGGACAGUGCCCACCUGGUCGCCAGCAACACGCAGCGGAAUGGUAUCUGCGAGGUGCUGUAUGCCGCCGCCUGGAUCUGCGGGGAGUUCUCCGAGCACCUGCAGGAGCCCCAGCAGACGCUGGAGGCAAUGCUGCGGCCCAAGGCAACCACGCUGCCCGGCCACAUCCAGGCGGUGUACGUGCAGAACGUGGUCAAGCUGUACGCGUCCAUCCUGCAGCAGCGGGAGCAGGCCGCUGAGCACGAGGCCGCCCAGGCUGCCACCCAGCUCCUGGUGGACAGGCUGCCCCAGUUCGUGCAGAGCGCUGACCUGGAGGUCCAGGAGCGGGCGUCCUGCGUCCUACAGUUGGUCAAGUACAUUCAGAAGCUCCAGGCCAAGGACGUGCCAGUGGCAGAGGAAGUGAGCGCCCUCUUUGCUGGGGAGCUGAACCCAGUGGCCCCCAAGGCCCAGAAGAAGGUCCCCAUUCCUGAGGGCCUGGACCUGGACGCCUGGAUCAACGAGCCGCCCUCCGACAGCGAGUCCGAGGACGAGGCGCCCAAGGCCAUCUUCCACGACGAUGAGCAGAAGCCCACGCGGCACCGGCAGCCUGAGGCCGACGAGGAGGAGCUGGCCCGGCGCCGGGAAGCCCGGAAGCAGGAGCAGGCCAACAACCCGUUUUACAUCAAGAGCUCGCCGUCCCCCCAGAAGCGGUACCAGGACACACCUGGUGUGGAGCACAUCCCCGUGGUCCAGAUUGACCUCUCGGUCCCCUUGAAGGUCCCAGGGAUGCCCGCGUCAGACCAGUACGUGAAGCUGGAGCAGGAGCGGCGGCACCAGCAGCGGCUGGAGAAGAAGCGGAAGAAGCAGAGGAAGGAGAAGCAGCGCGAGGGCCGGCGUCGGCGCCACAGCUCGCUGCACACGGAGAGCGAUGAGGACAUUGCCCCUGCCCAGCAGGUGGACAUCAUCACCGAGGAGAUGCCUGAGAAUGCUCUGCCCAGUGACGAAGAUGACAAAGACCCCAAUGACCCCUACAGGGCCCUGGACAUUGAUCUGGACAAGCCCUUAGCAGACAGCGAGAAGCUGCCCGUCCAGAAACACCGGAGCGCCGAGACCCUGCAGUUCCCUGACAGAGAGGAGGUCCCUGCGGUGGAGAAGAAAAGCAAGAAGCUGAAGAAGAAAGAGAAGAAGCACAGAGAGAAGGGGCGGGAGAAGGCGCGGAAGAAGGGGAAGGAGAAGGGCGAUGACCUGGACUUCUGGCUGUCUACCACGCCGCCGCCAGCUGCCGCCCCGGGCCCCGCCCCGUCCCCGGAUGAGCCUGAGGCAGACGCCGUAGUCGCUGCCCCCAAAGAAGAGUGUGAGGAAGCCAAGAGGGAGGAGCCAGAGAACAACGAGGAUGACGAAGAGCAGGAGGUGGAGCAGAAACCUUCUAAGCAUAAGAAGAAGAAGCACAAGAAGGAGAAGGAAGAGAAGUCCAAAGACAAGAAGAAAUCCCGGAGGAAGAAGCCCCCCAGUGAGGCAGUGGCGGAACCUGUGCAGAAUGGCGCGCUGGAGGAGGAGCCUCUCCCGCCCAUGUCCAGCUACUGCCUUCUUGCCGAGAACUCCUACAUUAAAAUGACGUACGAUGUGCAGGGCAGCCUGCAGAAGGACAGCCAGGUCACUGUGUCCAUCAUCCUCGAGAACCUCAGUUCUAGUUUUCUUAAGAACAUGGAGCUCAACGUGUUGGACUCGCUCAACACCAAGAUGGUGCGGCCCGAGGGCGCUUCUGUGCACGAUGGUGUCCCUGUGCCCUUCCAGCUGCCCCCAGGCGUCUCCAAUGAAGCGCAGUUCGUGUUCACUGUUCAGAGCAUUGUAAUGGCGCAGAAGCUCAAGGGCACGCUGUCCUUCAUUGCCAAGAAUGAUGAGGGUUCCACCCAUGAGAAGCUCGACUUCAAGCUGCAUUUCAGCUGUACCUCGUACCUGAUCACCACACCCUGCUACAGUGAUGCCUUUGCUAAGCUGCUGGAGUCUGGGGACCUGAGUGUGAGCUCCAUCAGAGUUGACGGCAUCACCAUGUCUUUCCAGAACCUUCUAGCAAAGAUCUGUUUUCACCAUCAUUUUUCCGUUGUGGAACGAGUGGACUCCUGCGCCUCCAUGUACAGCCGUUCCAUCCAGGGCCACCACGUCUGCCUCCUGGUGAAAAAGGGCGAGAACUCCGUGUCAGUGGAUGGCAAGUGCAGCGACCCCACCCUCCUGGGCAAUCUGCUGGAUGAGAUGAAGGUGACGCUGGCCCAGUGCUGAGUGCUGCCGCGGCCACCACCACGGGGGCCCGCAUGGGCACCAUGGACAUGCUCCACCUCGCCUGUGUCUGCACGUGCUGUGUCUGGCCGUGCGUUUAAUUUAAGUCCUCUGCCGUCUCUGUGCGGACGUCCUGUUUAUACGUUGUGUUGGUUUAUUUUAUUACCUUUUCGACUCUGGCAAGAAGCCCUGACUGGUCUGGGGGUUCCUGCAGCCAGCGGCUCCCGGCCUGUUGCGGUGUCCCUUCUGUGCCAUGGCCGACUCGGAGGGGACUGCCGCCCCGGGCACCAGGGGGAGGGUAGGUGGUCCCUGCUCCCUCAGCAGGCAGGGUGGGGCUGACGCAGCCCACCCCUCCCUGUGUCCUCUCACCUCCUCCGGGUGAGCUCUUGCCAGCAGCUUCCGUAAAACCACCCAAGUCCUAAGACCCCCGAGACACCCUGACGGGUGGUGUCUGCGGCAGUGAAGGCCAGGCUGGGCUGGUCACCACGGCGGACAUCGCCGCUCUGUCCCUCUCAGCUGCAGAUGAGCUUCUGUCCCCACAGCGCUGCACUGGGAGGACAGUGCUGUGGGCCGUCGUCCCUGUCUGCAUUCCCGGUGCCCGCCUGCCGCCAGCCGAGGGCCCUGCGGCCACGGAGAAGUGCAGGAGUGCUGAGACGGGUAGGGGGCUGCCGCCUGCAGGCGGGGCGCGAGCCCAUGUGGUGGCGGAACAUGGUGGUCAGAAUCGCUGACAGACCGAUGGGGCCUUUGUUGUUCUUUCUGUUCAGUGUGUCUUGCUUUGUUGCGGGGUCCCCCCCGCCUCAUCACUGUCCAUACUGUAAGAUGUGUCUUUAGUUGUACCUGCAGCUGUCAGGAGGGGCCCUGGGGUGUAGGAGGCCUGUGAGGGAGAGGGACGCACCUCCUGCUGGCACCCUCGUGGCCUGCUCAGCAGCCGGACCCCGGCACGCCGCCUCCGGGGCGAGAGGUGCCUUGGGCUGGGCGCGGCGCCGGGCUGGGCGCUGGGGCCCUCCGUGCUGGCCGGCUCUUGUGUGACAGAGCUUCCCUCAGAGAUGGUGGUCCUCGAUGACGUUUAAUGUGUCCGAUGAAAACUGUCACUUUAGCAUGUAGAGUAAUCUAUUACAGAAUCCUGUGCAGUGAUUCUAGAAGUUUGAAAUUGUAUGAUGUGUUACAUAAGAGUUUAUUUGCUAUCGACAUUCCCGUAUACAGGAGAGAGACAUAUCACGCUGCUGGAAUGAUUUUGUGUCAAGAUGAUCCAAUAAAAUCGCAAAAC
Trichechus manatus latirostris (Florida manatee) is the source of this 5041-nucleotide messenger RNA. It is a transcript of the gene AP3D1, whose product is annotated as adaptor related protein complex 3 subunit delta 1. Gene Ontology annotation, biological process: neurotransmitter receptor transport, postsynaptic endosome to lysosome; synaptic vesicle membrane organization; protein targeting to vacuole. The transcript is spliced from 31 exons. Gene Ontology annotation, cellular component: presynaptic endosome; membrane coat; endosome membrane. Lineage: Eukaryota; Metazoa; Chordata; Mammalia; Sirenia; Trichechidae. The record is from RefSeq and is a predicted model, not a curated record. The coding region runs from base 172 to 3777 and encodes 1201 amino acids.